Molecule: messenger RNA, 2773 nt
Organism: Salvelinus fontinalis (brook trout)
Lineage: Eukaryota; Metazoa; Chordata; Actinopteri; Salmoniformes; Salmonidae
Product: calcium-binding protein 1-like
Exons: 7
Coding region: 1565-2089 (174 amino acids)
Molecular function (GO): calcium ion binding
Source: RefSeq, a predicted model, not a curated record
AUAUGCACUGAGUAUGCCAACCAUUAAGAACACCUUUCUAAUAAUGAGUUGCACCCGCUUUUGCCCUCAGAACAGCCUCAAUUCGUCGGGCAUGGACUCUACAAGCUGUCGAAAGCGUUCCACGGGGAUGCUACCCCAUAUUGACUACAAUGCAUCCCACAGUUGUGUCAAGUUGCCUAAAUGUCCUUUGGGUGGUGGACCAUUCUUGAUACACACGGGAAACUGUUGAGCGUGAAAAACCCAGCAGCAUUGCAGUUUCUUGACACAAACCUGUAUGCCUGGCACCUACUACCAUACCCCGUUCAAAGGCACUUGCAUUUUUUGUGUUGCCCAUUCACAAUAUGAAUGGCACACAUACACAUUCUACGUGUAUUAUCUCAACGCUUAAAAAUCCUUCUUUAACCUGUAUCCACCCCUUCAUCUACACUGAUCGAAGUGGAUUUAACAAGUGACAUCAAUAAGGGAUCAUAGCUUUCACCUGGAUGCACCUGGUCAGUCUAUGUCAUGGAGAGAGCAGGUGUUCUUAAUGCUUUGUAUACUUAGUGUACAUUGAUGUAUCAAUGUGUGUGUGUGUGUGUGUGCGUGCGUGCGUGCGUGUGCGUGCGUGUGCGUGUGUGUUAAAUGUAACCAGACAUGAUGUGUGUGGCAGAUAAAGUACAAAUAUGUGGAUGAGUGUCACGUCCUGACAAUAGUUCUUAUGUGCUUUGCUUGUUUAGUAUUGGUCAGGACGUGAGCUGGGUGGGAAUUCUAUGUUGUGUGUCUAGUUUGUCUGAUUCUGUGUCCAGCCUAAUAUGGUUCUCAAUCAGAGACAGCUGUCAAUCGUUGUCCCUGAUUGAGAAUCAUAUAUAGGUGGCUUGUUUUAUGUUGGGGAUUGUGGGUGGUUGUUUCCUGUCUCUGUGUUUGUGUUCUGCACCAGAUAGGACUGUUUCGGUUUGCCACACUUUGUUAUUUUUUGUUCGUUGUAAGUGUUCACUGUUUAUUGUUUAAUUAAACAUGUUGAGCACUGGCUACGCUGCGUGUUGGUCCGAUCCCUGUUUCACCCCCUCUUUUAGUGAAGAGAGGGAAGGCUACCGUGACAAUGAGACCGCAAACAUGGACUUACCUACCUGGGGCUACUGUACUCCUUGGUCAACACUCUUUCUUUUACAUUCUAUGUUUGUGUUGUGACUGAUGUCAAAAGAAACCCCUGCAGUUUGUUCCAUUAUUGGAUUAAUUUAGGAUUCUGAUGGCUGAUUGAUGUUUAACCAAAUGUAUUUCUUCAGGCCACUGUGUUUACACUUCUCCCUGCAGAUUAACCGCUAAGGGUUCUGGGAUAUGUCUCUCUCUCUCUCUCUCUCUGUCCUCUAUAUCCUUUAAAGGUUGCUUUCAUUAUAAGCAAGAGCUGAAAAAAGAACAUAGCUACAUUCCUUGCAGACUGAAAGACAUGCGUUUCCUGGUUAUGCUCUGUCUCUGAUGACGCUGGGAGCAGUCUGAAUGGGAGUCAUUAAGAUGUUUGAAAACAUUCCAGUGACUAUAUAGCUAUUGUCCCUUGCUUGAGUUCCACCAGAGUAGAUAGAGGAUUAUCAUGGCGCAGACCGCAGAUUCACCUUUUGAAGUCACUAUGUUCCUGGGAUUGUUAACAUCAGAUAGUGACAGAGACCUGAGGCCAGAGGAGAUUGAUGAGUUGCGGGAUGCUUUUAAGGAGUUUGAUAAGGACAAAGAUGGUUUCAUCAGCUGUAAAGACCUGGGAAACUGUAUGAGAACCAUGGGAUACAUGCCUACUGAAAUGGAGUUGAUAGAACUGAGCCAACAGAUCAACAUGAAUUUGGGAGGUCAUGUUGACUUUGAGGAUUUUGUGGAGUUGAUGGGCCCCAAACUUCUCGCUGAAACUGCAGAUAUGAUUGGUGUGAAAGAACUGAGAGAUGCCUUCAAAGAGUUUGACACCAAUGGUGAUGGAGCGAUAAGCACAGCUGAGCUGAGAGAAGCCAUGAGGAAGUUGCUGGGACAACAGGUUGGCCACAAGGACUUAGAAGAUAUCCUGAGGGACAUCGACUUGAAUGGUGAUGGGCAUGUUGACUUUGAAGAGUUUGUACGAAUGAUGUCCCGCUGAGAGGAGGCAUGGUCGAUAUGGCUUCAAGUUAAUUAUUCUGAAUGUGAACCUCUGCCCCUUUGUCAUCAUCAUUGAAUGAGCGAAACGGAGUAAAUACUUGGACCUCUGAGCUAUCUUUUCCUGAGAAAAACUGGAAUUAAAGCCCUUACCUCUAAGUAGAAACGGAAGACCACGGUACUGCUCAAAAUAGUGUUCUUCCCCUAAAGCCCCACAUUCCAACUUAGACAGGUUCUACUGUAGCUUACAGACUGACCCGCUAAUGGUUUCCGCACUAUUAACCCUCCACGAACUGUAUACACUUGUGUGUAGCCUGCUGUUUAGGCAAGUUUUGUUUCUCAACCUUUAAAUGGCAAUAUUACUUGUGACUACUGAUACGUUCUUCAAGUUUGGGUAAUAGAGUGAGAAAAGCAGAGAGUCUUAUUUGUGUGUGUGUUUGUCACUGUGAUCUUUUGUGAGGUGAUCACUGUGUUUACCCAGAACCAUAAAAGCACCAGAUCCUCUCUAAUGCACUGGGUUUAUGGGACAAGCAAGAGCUAAGAGGACCUCAGCAAACACGCCAACCCCAGAUUUGGAAAAUAGUAGCUUUUCUUCACAUUUGUGUGCAGUGCAUAAACAUGAUGGUUUAUGUGUACAGUAUCUUGUCUGUCUGUCUGUACAGUUUGACAAAUAAAUUGCAGAGUCCUA